AUGUCCUACUAUCGAUGUUUGUCAACAUUAGGCAAAGCUGUCAAGAAAAACUCGCAAGAACAUACUUUUUCAGAAGUUGUGAAAAAAUUAUCGCGAUUUUCCUCGCAUGAUGAAUUGAUUGAAUAUUCUCAACGUCCGAUUGACCAUUGUUAUGGAAAUCGUAUGAUAGAAGCAUGUUCGCCACACCAUUCGACGCCGAUCUGUUUGAUAAAAACUGCAGCUGACCUUCAUGAACAAUUACUAGUACGUGUAGCACAUUGUAUUUGUCAUUUUCAGUAUUUACCGUUUCUACCGGCUGCAAAUCCAAUUUUGUUGUCCAUAAACGAACGGUACUGGAAGUUAUUCGAGAAAUUAGCACACUUUUCGACGAUCAAAAGUGAGGCGGACGAAGAGAAUUUCUUUGAGUUGAUAAAUUUGUUCAAAAUUCAAAAUAAUGAUAUCAUUGGACAAUUAUCGAGUGGAUGUCGAGAAGCAGCGAAAUAUUUCAAGACUUACGAUAUUAUGAAAACAUUCCUUGACAAUGUUUUACAAACUCGUCUGUCAAUGCGUUUGCUUUCUGAACACUAUCGCGAAUUGCACAAACAACAAAAGGAACAGAAACCAAAUGAUCAAUGGCGAGGUGCGAUUUGUAUGAACUUUUCACCUGCGAAACUCGUUCAGCAAUGUAUUGCCGAUGUUUCAUCAGUCUGCUUUGAAACUUAUGGUGUUGUACCCCCAGUUCAUGUUGAAAACCAUCUGCAUCAGCCCAUUCCAUAUUUUCCUGAUAUAGUUGAGUAUAUCGUCCGCGAAUUAUUGAAAAACUCGAUGCGGGCUCUGAUCAUCGACAAGAUCCUUUGUGAUCGUGGUGGUGGGGUCGAUGAACCGAUAGAGAAUAUAUUUCAAUACCAGUUUACUGGUGAGAUAGCGAAGGAAGAAAAAGAACAUAAUUCAACUUAUUUCCCUUAUUCCUUCCACGAUCCCACAAUUCAAUUUUCAAAGCGAAUGUAUGGCUAUGGGUUUGGUCUUCCCAUUUGCUCAUUGUAUGCUCAGUUUUUCGGUGGGUCUUUAACAUUGGCACAAGUACCACGAAUUGGUACUGAUGUUUACCUUCGUCUCGGUUUUAUACAUACAGAUUCUGAACGUAUCAAGAUCUAA
Messenger RNA from Adineta ricciae, 1134 nucleotides. NCBI's taxonomy places the organism in Eukaryota, Metazoa, Rotifera, Eurotatoria, Adinetida, Adinetidae. The record is from the annotation of a GenBank genome assembly.